Molecule: messenger RNA, 1086 nt
Organism: Solanum lycopersicum (tomato)
Lineage: Eukaryota; Viridiplantae; Streptophyta; Magnoliopsida; Solanales; Solanaceae
Source: RefSeq, a predicted model, not a curated record
UCAAAAGCUAAAUAUUGUGUUCUUCUUCCUCAUUUCUUCUAUCUUCUUCAUCUUCCAUGGGAGAAAAGCAAAAGCUUAAAGAGAAAGAGAAAAUCAAGAAGCAAAAACACAAACACCCAAAUGAUGAAUCUCCAAAACCCACUUCAGAUUUCACUUUUAAACCCAUUUCCGAUGUUAAAGGUCUUCGAUUCGGCGGUCAAUUCAUCGUUAAAUCCUUCACAAUCCGCCGUGCACGGCCGUUAGAACUCCUCCGUAUCCUCUCCCUUUCUCCGCCGUCAACCAAAAACUCCAGUUCUAGUUUCAAUUUCACUUCAACUACAGCUUAUUUACCCACAAAUUUCACAAUCUUAGCUCAUCAUGCUUGGCAUACACUUACAUUAGGUCUCGGAACGAAGAAAUCGAAGGUGGUUUUGUUUGUUUUUGAAUCGGAGAAAAUGAAAUCGGAAAUCGAUCGGGUUUGGCCGGUGGAGAUUCCAUUAGGUGAAGUGAAUAAGAAGAUGAUUCGAGGUUUAACAGGUACUGAAAUGGCGAGAUUUAAGUUUAGAAAAGGUUGUAUAACUUUCUAUGUUUAUGCUGUAAGAAGAAUUGGGGAUUUAGGGUUUACUUGUGCUGAAGAUCUGAAAUUGAUUUUACAAUCUGUUGUUGCACUCAAAGAUUUCUUCGAUCAUACUGCUAUGUUAGCUAUGCCGAAUCAGAGAAGUAUCAAUUUUCCAUCGGAGAUUCAACAAAUGGGAAUUGCUCAUUAGCCGCCGCCUCCUCCUUCAUCUUCUUCUUCUCCGUCCAUUGUCGCUCGGAUUAUUUAAAAAUGUUGAUAAACUCAGUGAUACAGAGGUUCUGAAUCAUCAUCAUGUCGUUCGGAUUAUUCAAAAAUAUUGGUUACCAUCUGUUGAUAAUUCGAGGAGUUUGAGUAAUAUAGGUUUUUGAAUAAUCAUAGCUGAGUUCUAUUCUAUGUUGUUCGGAUUAUUUGAAAAUGUAGUUUGGAUUCUGAUAAGUACUUGUUGAUAAUUUUUAAAGAAUCCGAGUAAUAUUGAUUUUGAAAUCAUUUAAAUUCUUUGUUUGGAUUAUUCAAACAUGUUGAGGGAUAAA